UUUAGUCUAUGCUUUAGAGAGUUGUCAGCUGAGCUGUCAGUUACCUGUCAAAUAUUCAAUCUAUGCUAUUUAAUAUCAAGGAUUUGCACCUUUCGCCAAGUAACUGGAAGUUUAUUUUACCUCUUUAACCCAUUACAGUUAACUAAAGAAUGCAGAUACAUAGUUACGUACACAAAUAAAAGAUUUUCAAUAUCCGUGUAACAAGAAUCAACGAAUCAUUCUUCAUGCAUCUGUGACUCAACUAUUAAUUUCUUUGAAUUUAAAUUCUAUUUUAUCUAAUUAAAUAUCUACUUGGGUUUAACCCUGUGGAUCUUUAAUUCAAUAUGAGUUCUAAUAAACAUGUGAAUGUGGCUAUAAUUCAAAAGUGAAAAAAGUUUCGUUUGUUAAUUAACAAGUGAUUUGAAAUUAAAUUUAAAUUUUCAUGUAUAGAAAAAGUGCAAUUCUUGAUGAUUAUUAAUUAAAUGUUUUAAAAAUAUGGCAAGUGGAGGAGGUAGUAGUUUUAUUAGUAAACCGGCCAGAGGUUGGUUACACCCUGAUCAUCUCGUUAGCAAGGAAGGAAUUACCUAUGCAGUUAGAUAUAUUGGAUGUCUCGAAGUCAACACGUCUAUGAAGAGUUUGGAUUUUGAGACGAGAUCAUGUGUAGCCAAAGAAUGUAUAAACAGAGUGUGUGAAGCUGCAGGACUAAAAUCAGCCGAUAAAAAAAGGAGGGUCGAUAGAAAAGUUUUGAGAGCAAUAUCAGACAAGCCUUGUAUGGAUCAUGCAGGAUCAAACAUUGAAUUGACCAUAAGUAGUUGUAGUUUAACUUUAACGAUACUUGAAACUGAUCAAGUAAUUGCUAAACAUGAAAUGCCUCGCAUCUCCUUCGCCUCUGGUGGUGAUACGGAUAUUUUAGACUUCGUUGCUUACGUGGCGAAAGAUAUUAAAGAAUGGCGAGCUUGUUACGUUCUAGAAUGUGGAGGCGGUUUGGCACAAGAUGUAAUAUCAACAAUUGGACAAGCAUUUGAACUCAGAUUUAAAGAAUUUCUCACCAAACCUUCAUCACUGCACCCAGCAUUAAAUGGUUUACGGGAGGCAGACAGAGAUUAUUACAAUGAUUUGCCUGGAAAAGUCCCACCCGAUAUAGGACCACCUCCAGUACCUCCACUACCAAUUUCUGCAUCAACUUUGCCAAAUUUAAAACAUCAUCAUUCCAAUCAUAAUCAUGCGGGUAGCAGUAUUCAAAAUACACCAUUACCAGAUCCAACAUCUAGUAAUUGUAUGAAACAAUCUCAACAUUGGUCAGAAUCAGAUAAUUUAAUAGACUUGAGUUCAGAUUCCCUUCCAUUGCCUUCCAAUUAUAAUGCGCCCGAGCACAAUUACGUAAAUGACACAAUCAUUGCUGCAAAUAAGGAGAGUCGAAGAGAACCAGUUACUUUCUUUGACGCCUUUGAUAUGCAACCUUUUUGUACUGCCAUAUCGGAAAUAAUCAAAUUGAGUCCCGAAUCACAAAAACAUCAAUUAAAACAGGAAAUUUGGUUUCAUGGUAGUGUCAGUAGAUUUGAGGCCGAAUCUAUGCUCUCCAGGGAUGGGGAUUUUCUAGUUCGUGAAUCUCAAGGCUCACCCGGUCAAUAUGUGUUAACUGGCAUGAAUAAUGGAACUCCAAAACAUUUAUUACUGAUAGAUCCUGAAGGAGUUGUACGCACAAAGGAUCGUGUAUUUGAUAGCGUAAGUCAUUUGGUGAAUCAUCAUUGCGACCAUGCUUUACCAAUAAUAUCUGCAGAUAGUGCUUUGGUGCUUCGGUAUCCCGUCCCUAGACGUACCGCAUUUUAAAAAAAAGCUUCUCAAAACAAAAAAGUAAGCCACUAAUUUUACAGAAUUUUUAUGCAAAACGUCAUGACAGUUUUUUUUUAAAGAACAAUUACAGGGAAUAACAGUUUAAUAUUCCACUUUCAGAAUUAUUCAAUUUGCAUAAAUAUAGAGAAAUAUGUGAAAGGAAUUUAUAGCAUUUUCAUCAUAACACAUAUUAUGUGUAUUUAAAUUUAAAUAUUAACUAGGAAACAAUUGAAAAAAAAUAUUCAUACAGCAAUUUUAAAAAAUACUUCUUAAUUGACGUGUCUAAAAAUUUAUUUUUAUUACUUUUUUAUUUA
This is a messenger RNA of Leptopilina heterotoma, 2126 nucleotides long. It is a transcript of the gene Shc, whose product is annotated as SHC-transforming protein 1. The transcript has 9 exons. NCBI's taxonomy places the organism in Eukaryota, Metazoa, Arthropoda, Insecta, Hymenoptera, Figitidae. Gene Ontology annotation, cellular component: plasma membrane. The record is from RefSeq and is a predicted model, not a curated record. Gene Ontology annotation, molecular function: receptor tyrosine kinase binding. Bases 475 to 1809 code for a protein of 444 amino acids. Gene Ontology annotation, biological process: cell surface receptor protein tyrosine kinase signaling pathway; intracellular signal transduction.